CUGACAUGAGAACCCAUGUUGGGUUCGUUUGUCCUCGGUGACCAACCUGGGAGCGAUUGCUAGCGCAUAACGGACCCGUGGGCCACGACCGACUUGCUUGCCUAAUUCAUCUUUGACAGCCAGCGGUGCAGUGGCCAACAGAACAAUUCAACUCAUCCUGAUUGUUCCACGCCUAAACGGUCGCAAUGUCCACGCACCACCAUCAACAAGACUCUGAAGCGCAGGCAACUGUGGCAGCCAAUGUGCGAGUGGCAGACGAGAAGGUAUCCAUGGAUAUGGAGGCCUCACAGCAGUCGCAAAAACCGCACCAGCAAGAACAGGGUGUCGAUCAAGUGUCAAAUGCUGCCGUGGGCGCUCCGCCACCCAGUCGACCUACAGACCCAUCGCAGUUGAGUGACGAUGCGCUCGACUUCGCAAAGAGGAUGUUCGACAUGGCUCGGGCAGGCGAUGCCAAGUUGAUCGAAUACCUCAAAGCUGGCUUACCUCCGAACCUGAUGAACAAUCGCGGUGACACGCUCCUCAUGCUCGCCGCCUACCACGGCCACGCCUCUCUGGUCAAGGACAUGCUCACAUCUAUCCCAUGCCCGGCAGACCCGAAUCAGCUGAAUGGUAAGAGCCAGUCGCCCGUCGCAGGUGCAGUCUUCAAAGGGUUCGAUGACGUGGUCAAGGUACUCAUCGAAGGCGGAGCCGAUCCGCUUGCAGGCCAGCCAAGCGCUGAAGCGACGGCGGGAAUGCUCAAAAAACUCGAAGGAGAAGGCGGCUUCAAAGAGCUCUUUAGAAAUGCACCCGGACGAGGCCAAGGUGCGCGGGAAGCGAUUAAUCCGGUGGAGGACCGCGAGCAGGCAUGGAUGGUUGCAGGACAAUGACUGGUGUGGCCAAAUCAAAGCGAGGGCGAAGCCAUCGUGCUCAGGUAAUUGCGGAAUUCCGCACUAUGCUGUCCCUUAGUUGCUACACACUGCUUUGUAUCAUACUUUGGCAUUCACACGGUUUCAAUAGACAAAUUCUGGCU
Tilletiaria anomala UBC 951 is the source of this 1009-nucleotide messenger RNA. RefSeq lists its product as uncharacterized. NCBI's taxonomy places the organism in Eukaryota, Fungi, Basidiomycota, Exobasidiomycetes, Georgefischeriales, Tilletiariaceae. The transcript is spliced from 2 exons. Gene Ontology annotation, molecular function: protein binding. The record is from RefSeq and is a predicted model, not a curated record. The coding region runs from base 186 to 866 and encodes 226 amino acids. Gene Ontology annotation, cellular component: nucleus; cytoplasm.